Gryllus bimaculatus (two-spotted cricket) is the source of this 4270-nucleotide messenger RNA. The record is from the annotation of a GenBank genome assembly. NCBI's taxonomy places the organism in Eukaryota, Metazoa, Arthropoda, Insecta, Orthoptera, Gryllidae.
GAGGGACCAGUGGCCAUGGAGAGUGGAUUGGGCCAUAUGCCUGACCUUGUGACAGAGGCAUCCACUCUUGUUACUAUUCACAAUGUUGAUGAUGUCAUGGACGAUGAACAUGUGAGUGGAGACCCUAUGCUGGGAGGUGAUCCCAUGCUAUCUUCAUUUGUGCCCAGCCCCAGUGAUGCCCCCCAAGCACUGGAUGAUGACUGUAUAGAUGAUGAUUCCUUGGUUGGUGACAUCGACAUGGUACUCAUGCCAAACCAUCCUACUACAUAGUGCACACAGAGACAGUGCCAAAGUUCUGGUGCUUUGUUCUAUCUCAAGGUUCUGUUGCUGUGCUAAUGUUGGGCAAUGACAGAAAAAUGUGUAGUGCUUCCAACAGAAGGAAUUGGAAUUUUCAUCAUUUAUACUUCUUUAACUAGCUUUUCUAUAGAAGUGACUCAUACAAUGAUGAUUUAUCUAUCCUGAUAUGAGAUUUUGCACAUAGUGCAACUGCCAAUGUAAUAUUUGGCAGCAUCUUGUCUUGUAAAAAUUUCCAAGUGAUUGGAAAUUUCAUGGUUUUUACUUCUGUUACUAGCUUUCCUAUGAAAGUGACCUUGUGCAAUGAUGGUAUACCUGAACUGUAAAGUGAGAUUUUGCACAUAGUGCAUUUGCCAAUGGUAAGGUUUGUCAGAAUGUUAUUUUAUAACAGUGUCCAGUUAAGUGCUCUGUUUGAUUAUUGCACCUACCUGCAACUUAGAUUUACACACACAGAUGUCUGCGCAUGCACACACAUACAUACAUACAGAUGACCAUUAGCACAUGCUAAUUGGAAUAUUUCACAUUCUCAGAGUGCAAGAGAAAGGUUGCAGAAGCACCAACAAUUACACUGCAAUCUUGGGGAGGAGCUCUAGAAUAGGAAAGGAAAAUGUUGAUGAUAUUUUGUUUUUAUCAUUUGAAUAGUAGAGGGUACAAUGACUUAACUGAUAUUUGAAUAGUAGGUAAUUAUGUCGUUUCAUGAGAAUUUUUCCAGAACAGUUUUGAUAUAUACCUAGAAGAAAAGAAACUGUCAGAUUCAUACUAAUGUAGGUUUUGAAAUUAUUCUUCUACUUACAUUGUUGGGUUUCAAAUUCUUGUAAAACAGAAGAGUACUUAAAAUAAAAUCAUAUGAGUUUAAGUUAAUUACCUGUAAAGAAAAUUUGAAUUAUUGUAGACAACGAACUGUUAAGCUUUAUUGUGGCUACCACUACAGUUAUUCCCACCAUUAUGAAACUACAAGCCACAUUGUGCUUGGUCCCUCUCUUCUAUAAAGUUCAUGGUAAAUAUUGCUGUAAUUUGUAAUUGAAGAAGGACCAGUAAUUAGGGCUCUUUUACAAGGUGAACUGUGCCUUAGAUAAAUUUUAUUUAGUUGCUGUCAGAAUUCCUUGUUGCUUCUGGGAAUAGUAGGGCCAGAAAAUAAAAGAUACAUAGUAUCAUAUUACUAGGUCCCUCUCUAUCAACUAGGACCUAGAGGGAGCUGAGAUCUGGGAAAGGUGUAAAAUUGAUUUCGUGGGAUGAAAUGGACCCUUAUUUUGGAGAAAACAGCAGAAAUCUACAUUGAUAAUCUGGAGAACAUAUGUAUGCCUGUCACACCAUUCAUUGCCUAAGUGAAGGUAAACCUGAAAUCAGUACUCAGAAAUAUUAUUUAGUGGAAUAUCACAGUGUUAUACAAUUAAUAGCUCAAUUGAAUACAAACUUCAUUCAUUUUCACUGGAUUCUCUACCAAAAAUAUGGGUACCAAAAUGCUGCUUUUAUACAUUUUGAGAGAAUUGAUUAUCUAAUGGGCUGAUUAGGUAGCUUCAAAGCACUGAAUAUAGUCAUGGAAGGUAUUGCCAACUCUGGCUCUGAAGCCAUGAGAAAAGCAGUGUGCAGUUGCAUGAAAUAGAUAAAAUGAAAUAAAUUUUAUAUAUAUGUAUGUAUGUAUAUAUAAUAUAUGUUGACAUGUUAUGUAAAUUUGAGUACCUUAUUACUUUGUUUUAAUGUGUCCUGAGAGUUUUCCUUUCACCAGUUUUAUUUUGAAAUGCUCUUAAAGUCUGCUCAGAGCCUCAUUCAGUUAUCAAGUUACUUCAUAUGCUUCCAAUACUGAAUUUUCCAUUUAAUGGAACACAGCAUCUAUAUGGUAUAUUUUAUGCCUUCUUACUUGUUGAAAAUUAUUCCACAGGUAGAUAGUAUUUUCUUUGUAUAAGACUAGCCUUGGAGAGAGAAUAAUUAGAAUACAAAUAAUUAAAUAUUGAAGCAAGUGCUUUUUGCCUCUCUUUUGUUAGAUCUUAUUUUACUUCUUUUCCUUGGCUGUAAAUUAUUGCAGACUAAGAUAGUUUUGUUUAUCUCUUCCUGUAAUGAUUGCUAUAGGAUGGUAUGUUUAUCAGAGAAAAAUUCUGACUUUAAUUUUAUACUCUGGAUUGACUGAAGGAAACUAUGAUAACUGUACAGAAUGUUACUCUCAGUAAAACUGGCUAAAUGUUAUUUCACAUAUGAGCGUAUUUAUUUUUGUCAUAUAUUGUGAAGCAAAUACCAACUGAUUUUACUUUUUAACAAUAUUCAUGUAUAAUUGUUAUGUUUGUGUCACUGUUGUGAUGUAUUAUGUAUAGAGAGAAAAGAUAUUAUAUAAUAGAAAGCUGUCUCUUUAGACUUUCAAAAUCUUGUAGCACUUGAAAUUCUUGUGGAAUUUUUUUAAACUUUAAAACAAGACCAUUGUUCAAUUUUGAAUGGGAGAAUAUUGUUUUUCUGGAUCACCUAAUACAUUCUCUCAAAUACUUGUGUUUUCACCACACAAACUCGAAGAGCUAGUGUUUUCAUCACAAAAAUUUAAAUAAACUAGAGGACUGAAAACUUAAACACUUUUAGCACUCAGCACUACAAGUGUGUCAGCAUUAGCACUCCAAAACUCUUCUGAAAAUAGUUAACUCAACUGUAUCCCAAGUACAUUGAAUUUGCAUAUGCAACUUUCAAAAGAAAUUGAUAAAAGAAUAAACAAGGAGUUUUCAUGAUUAUGUAAUAUCUCUAAAAUUGAAAUCUUUCUGUAUAGCAAGAUCUAAUUAUUAAGAAGUUGCACAUGUAAUUAUGAUUGUACUGAUAAGAUUUUCAACAAAACAAUCUCCUAAUUUCGUAGGAAAAUGUGUAUCCUAUUUGUAAAUUUGUUUUUCUUUGUAAAGAAUAUUGUUGUUAUUAUUGUUAUUGUUUUUUGUCUAAAGUUUUGCAUUCAUUUCUUUUUCUUCGUUUUGAUCAGCACUGUCAGGAAAGUUGGUUCCUGAAAUAUAGGCGAACUGCACAAAGGAUAAUUACUCUUCCUAUGCAAAGUUUGGCUCACUGGUAUAUGGACAUUCUAAUUCCUUGUUAUCUGUUGAUUUAGGCAUUUUAUGAUAAUGCCAUUAUAAAUAUUAUGAAAAUUGUUACUGAGAUUAUUUUACAAGUUGUUCAUGAACAGUUUAAGACAGUUGAUGAAUAAUACCCAAUGCUUCUGAUUGAAAAGAGCAACUUCAUGAAAAAGAGGUGUUUUGGUUUGAAUGAUAAUCCUUCCUGAUAAUCUUUUCUUUUUUUUUUAAAAACAAAAUAUUCCAUUAUUCCGUGUUAAAACCUACAUCAUUAGAAAUUUUAUAGUUAUUUUUUAUAUGUUUAUUUUAAAAGAUUUAAUCAAUGUUAUUUUGUGCAGAGAUUUCAAAAGUUAUAAAUAUAGAAAUAUAUUUUACAUUAUAAUUAUGAAGUUUGUGAAAAAGUUGAUUAUUCACUUGUUACAUUAGUGAUCAGAAUUGCUGAAGACCCUAUAAGCAUAGUUAAAAGACUGGAAAGAAUUAUGCUUAUUAUAUUCUUUAUGGAAAAUACCAUAUGAAAUUAUGGGUGAACUCUCUUGAUUGAAUUUCAUUAGUGCUUUCUUACAAACAUUGUGGAGUCCAAAGACAGGAACUUUUUGUCUGUUACUUUUCAAGCAACUCGAUUUGAUCUAUUUCUUUAGUACCUACAUUUAUUAAGAAUAUAAGACUGGUGAAGACAGUGAAUUGCUGAUGAAAGAGUGCUGUUUCUUUCCUUUGUGUGUUUGGAGCCAAAAUUUUGUGUGAAUGCCAUUAGUAGCAUCAUCUUGUAGUGUAAGACAAUUCUGUGAUGACUAAAUGGGGCCUGUGUCUCAGGGUUUCUUGUCCGCCUUGAUUUGUGAUGUACUCAUUAUGACUGAAUGGUUCUACUUUAAGAAAAUUUAUACGUAUGUAUGUAUAUACAUUCGUAUAUUAAUUUACAUGUAGUAAUUCAUCAUAAUAAAGGACGGAAG